Symbiodinium sp. CCMP2592 is the source of this 7338-nucleotide messenger RNA. Lineage: Eukaryota; Dinophyceae; Suessiales; Symbiodiniaceae. The record is from the annotation of a GenBank genome assembly.
AUGCACACCUGUGACGACGACAGUCCCUGCAGCGCAAGCUUUCUUCUGGACCUGGACUGCGUCCGCCCGUUCUUCGACUGGACGGUUUUCUCCGAUUUUCUAUUCUUCUUUUCAGUUUUCCUUCAGUACGAUGAGUGGUGCAAAGGAAAGAUCCUUUGUCCCAAGCUGGGACGGCUCAGCUCGAUCCUGGCGUACUGCGCGUCACAGUUGCUUGGACGGCUCACUGGUCCUGCUAGGCUUUUGGCUAUGAGUUGGUCCAAGAUGUUCGUGGACAAUCGGUCUGGCACACGACUUCUUCUGCAGAAGCUAGCUGCUAGUCCCCUGGUCAGACGCAACCUCCCGAACGCAGCAGCUACCUGCUCUCAGUACUUUGCCUUCCGCAGGAAUCACAAUGAGUCUAUCGGGAACUUCCUGGUCCGGGAGACGCUGGUCCACGAGGAGUUCGUCGAGGCGAUCCUGAGGCUGUGGGAAGAUCGUCAAGGAAUCUCGCAAGAACAGCGAGACUUCGGACUUCCUGAUGACGAGGAAGACUGGACAGAUGAUGAUUGGCGCAGCUGGCCAUGGUGGUCGUGGGGUGACGACGAUCACCGUGAUGAUGACGACCAUGAAGUAUCUGGACCUGAUCCUUCUCCCAGGGCUGCGGCUGAUCUUCCUCCUGGCGACGAUCCUCCUGCCGACGACGGACCAGCUCCUGCCGAACCUGCACGAGGUGCGACUGGCUCUUCACCGAGUCAUCGAGCUGAGACUCCAGGACUUCUUGGUGAUACGUCAGCGAUUCUUCGAGAGACUAAGGAACCACAGGUCCUCGACGAGUUGACGCUGGCGGACAGCUUCAUCAUGAAUGUUCUUCGAGGCUGGCGGCUCUUGCAGGCUGCUGGAUUGUCGCCUGAUGAGAUGCGGGUCAUACUGUCCACGACCAAGAAUAGCCUGGACUUCGAAAUGAUAUCUGCUGCUCUACAGAAUCUGUGGGACGAUCAACUGUUGAGCAGCCGCAACCGAGGAAAGCCCGGCUACUCAGCCUACACCGCGAACUACGUGCAGGAGCCGAUGGAGUCCGACCUCUACUACCAGGACUCGUGGGAAGGUGAUGGCGAUCAUUGGUGGGACGAGAGCUAUGGAGAUGCCUACUACGCGGACUAUGACCACUACGCGAACCACGCCGGCUACGAGGACGGCUGGUGGACUGAGGAUUGGACUCCACAGAAGAUCCUGGAGUGGCGCAUGACCGUGGGUUCGGUGCCACUCCCGUUGGCGGACCGGCAAGGUGCUACAACUGUGGAGGACCUCAUCUUCUACGAGAUUGCCCUCGCCGUGGUGGCCUACUACAUGAAGGGUAAAGGCAAGGGCAAAGGCAAGAACAAGGGCAAGAAGGGGAUGUACAUGGAUGCUGAUGCCAUGUGGAAAGGCAAGGGCAAGGGACCGGACUGGUCCCAGCGAUCGGUGAAUGCCUACAAUGCCGACCUCUUUGGCAUGGAGCUCUCUUCUGUGAUGGACCUGGCGACCUCUACCACCGCGGAUGUUCAGCGACCUGAGCGUGGCAUGGUAGACUGUGGUGCGACAGCCUCAGCCGCGCCAGAGGCUGUGGUGAAGGGGCUGAUAGCCUCGAUUCUCGAGAAGGACAGUGGAGCACGUGUGGACAUCGAUCAGAGUGCUCGGCCAUACUUUCGCUUUGGUGACGGCUUUGGCAUCUUUAUCAGUUGUCCAGACAACAUCGUGGCCUACCUGCUGCAGCCAGUUCUUGCUCAAUGCUCGCGACUUCGCAGUCGCUUGAGAACCCCUCGACUUCUUCUUCUCGGACUUCUGAUCAUGGCGUCUCCGGCGCCCUCGCACAUCGACAAGGAGACGGAAGCCAUUUUGGUGGCAUCCGCCAAGGCCAAGACGGCCAAGAAGCGAGCCAACUCGCUCGACCCAGCACGGCGCAUGAAGGCCGAUCCUCGGGACCCAAGGGUGUCGGUCAAGAGCUGGCCAUGCUUCGGUCAACACCAUCCGGGACCACCCGGGGCCAAUGCUCACGCCCAGUGCAUUCACUGUCAGGUUUGCGACCUGAGGCUACUGUACACCCCUCGAAAAGGGUCACCUUCGAACGCGACUGUGGUGCACAAUCCGCAGAUGGUCAAGAGAAUGCUUACCGAGCUGGAGGCGAUGUUGGGAACGACGAAGCCUACAGCAAAAGUGUGCCACCACAUGUUUGCCAAGAUCACGGCCGAGGAGGUGCUCAACAAGGCGGUCCGCGAGCUGAUCGCAACACCAGGAACGACCUCGACUACGACACGGAGGCCGACGACGCAGCGCGGGUACGCCACGAAUGUGAUGAACAACGACGAGGAGGAGUUGAUUGUCGACUACGAGAUCCCAGUUGUGGAAGUGAUGGUUUUGGCGAGCUUGAUGACUUCGGCGGUGACCUCUACACUCCUCGGUCUACGCCUUGAUGGUCGAGAUGGACUGUGGGAGAUUGCCAGUGCCCCGCACAGCUGGCUCACCGAAGCCAGUGAGCAGCAGGGCAUCCCCGCGAAGGCCAUCAAUUACCAGAACGGCUACGACCUCUAUAAGGAGGAGACCUGGCGUCAACUUGGUGCUCUUCGACGACUUCAUCAACCUCGGAAGCUAUGGUUUUCAUUGCCUUGCUCAUCUGGGAGUCCAUGGACCAAGGUCUCAAAGGGCGAAGCGGCGCACAGCGGCAAUAGUGUUACCACUCGCCGACGGCAACGGCGACUACUACAUCUGGCCCUGGACUUUGUCAAGGAGACCCUCCAAGAGGACCCCGAGGUCGACGUCUACUGGGAAUGGCCUACGGACAACCACGGCUGGCGACAACCGGGUGUACUGCAACUGGAGCAAUGGUUGCACGACCAAGGGUUUGAGUGGCUUGGAUGUCGUGUGGAUGGAUGCAACUACGGGCUGCGACACCCGCAGGACUACGACUUCAUUCACAAACGGUGGAGCAUCUACACCACCGAUGGGCGUUUUCAUCGACGAUUCCGAGCCAAGGUGUGUCCCGGCAACCAUCGCCAUUGUCGACAACCUGAUGUUGAUCUUUCCUUGGCUUCCUACUACCCGUGGCGAUUGGUUGAGGCCAUUGCCAAACAUUGGAAGGAUGAUAUGACGCCAUCUCGACACCGACAGCUUCUCGCUCUUCGUCAAGAUCUUCCGAGCCUUCAUGGUGAUGACCAAGCACUACAUGAACAACAAGCGGUUCUGGAAGAACUAUGUGAUCCUCAUGAACUACCACCUGAUGAUGGGUUGGACGAUGAGCUGUCAAUCAAUCUCCUCACCGAGUCUGAGCGCCUACAACAUGAACAUCAAUCUCGAGAAGCUCGGAUGCGAAAACAGUUCGACCACUCCACUUGCGAACGUCUUCUACAUCAACUUCAUCUGGUGGCCAGGAAGACGGGUGUGCACCACACCCGUGGGACCGAAAGUGGAGUCAACAGCUUCCUCCUGGGUGCCUACUCACAUGGAGCGUUCUGUGGUGUGUCAAAACUUUCGCUACGACUUCGUGAACUGGUGAAGUACUUGAAUGCCAUGUUCCGUCACCACCUUCCUGGGAAGAGAUGGUCAAGCUUUAUGGUUGCAUUCAACAACAAGUGCCUUCCACACCGGGACUACCACAACAAGAAGGGCACAGUCAAUAUUCUGUUGUGUGUGGGCAACUUUCAACAUGGCGGGCUUUGGCUACAAGGACAACCACCUGAUGGACGCGCGACCACCAGGAGACUAUGUGGAAGCAACCGCUACGAGAACGGCUAUGUCAUGGAUACCCGACAUCAACUUGUCAUCUUUGAUCCCAUGGUGACCCACGCCACUCAAUCCUGGAGUGGACUUCGAAUCAGCAUCAGUGCAUAUACUACUCGGCUGGCAGACAACUUGUCUGCUGAGGACCAGCAGAUGAUGAACGAUCUGGGCUUCCCCACACAGGUGCGACAAGGUGCUGUUGCACAAACCCCAGAGCUGCUGAAUCAAUCAGAACUUCAUCCUCCUGCAGGUCCCCAUGAUGAUCUACAUUCACAGACCCCAGAGCUACUGAAUCAGUCAGAACUUCAUCCUCCUGCAGGUCCUUGGUCUGGGUUGUUAGCAGUCAAUACCACAGAUGGGCAGAUACCUGAAGGGGUCACCAAGGUCGAGUAUGAAUCCUGGGAAGCCAAGAUAGCCAAGUACCAUCGCGCAGCUGGUCACCCCACAAAUCGGAAUCUGGCUAGGAUCGUUUCGGAUGGUGGCCAUGCUGACUGGAAGGUACAAGUUGCUCUACAUCACCGGUGUCCAGCAUGUGAGUCACUUCAAAGGGGCGGAACAAGCGCAGGUUCCAUUCCACCAGCUUCUACCACACCUCUGUGCAAGGCCUGGCAGACUGUGGUGAUUGACGUUGCUGAAUGGAUCAUCCCGGCCACCAAGAAAAAGGCCAAGUUCGUGCUCUUUAUGGACUAUGCCACCAAACUACGUGUGGUAGCACCCCUCAAGAUCUACAACAUCACCGUGAUGGACGCUGAAUCUGCUGAGACGGUUAUUCACUCCUUUGCUGAGCGGUGGCUCAGUGUGUUUCCACGACCAGAGGUUGUGAUCAUGGAUGCGGCCAAGACCUUCACAUCAGCCAGAAUGCAUGAGUUCCUCUCCUCAAUCAACAUCCUGCCGCACUUCAUUGCUGAGAAAGAACAUUGGAGUCAUGGAGUUGCAGAAGCUGCCAUACAGGAUGUUAAGACAACAGCGACGGCCAUACAGCUCGAGGCGAGAGAACAGGAUCCCUAUGUUACUCUACACCUUGCAGCGGCAGCUCUCAAUGCCACAGAGUACACUGCCGGAUUCUCCUCCUUUCAAUGGGCGUGUGGCGUAAGCAGUGGCCAAAAGAAGUUCAUAGUGGACCCAGAGGCAGAGCGAUUUGCCUACGAAGCAUCUGGUGAGGAAAAAGUGGAUCGCUGGAAGGACCUCACCGACAUUCUUCCUCGACGAGAGUAUCACGACAUCGUGGAUGAGGAGCCUACCGAACAGGAUGUGGAGCUACCGGAUCUACCGCGUCAACCCGAUGACUCCACCAUCCAGGUACCUACAAGGCGGGUGCGACAAAAGACCAGCUUCCGACCUGGUGACUACCAGGACAAUCCAGUCCGCGACCGAUUGGUCACAGAGACGGUGAAUGACUACGGCGAGGACGAUAAUGGAAAUCAGCCUGGAACUUCAUCGACCACACCCACCAGACCUUUGACAACUUCCGAGGAAUCCUCAUCCUCCAAGCGCCAAAAGCAAGAUCUUCAAGAUGAACCAGAUGAUGAGGCACUUUAUGCACAACCAGCAUGGGUUGAAGACCUCUACCUGGGCGCGGCUAUGGAGGAGAAGGAGAUGGAUCUCUACUCGGCGAUGGAAGAAACCCAUGAGUUCCUCAAGCUGGAGUUCGAAUUGGGAUUCCUGAACUCCAACAGGCAGCGAAAAAUGCUUGAGAGAAACCCUCAAGCGUUUCUGGUGAAGAAGAUGCGGGACUCUGAAGUGGUGAUCACUCGUCUUCCCCACCAUGAACGAGUUCUCUUCGAGAGGGCAAAGGUGAAGGAAGUGAGCUCUUUCAUUUCCAAUGAGGCGGUGCGGAAGUGUCUGGACUCCUCGGAAAUCAAGGAGGCAAUGGACUCCAAGCGGAUCAUCAAGGCCCGAUGGGUUCUCACAUGGAAGCUGAUACCUCCAGAAGAGCAGACCGAGGCAAAGAAAGACGCGUCGGACAAUCCCAACACUACAAGUACCACCGACGGCACUCGCAAGGCCAAGGCAAGGAUUGUUUUGCUCGGCUUCCAGCAUCCUGGACUUCUUGAUCGACAGUAUAAAACCUCGGCACCAGUGCAAUCCACAGCUGGGCGGAACCUCCUGCCGAUUCUCAACUCUGGACUCUGGACCACGGGAGUUGAGGAGUUGCGACAGGCGCUUGGCAUUGGGCCUGAAGGGAUCAUGCGGAUUCUUCGAAACAUCUACGGUUCUACCACUGCACCUCGAGGACUCUGGUUGGACCUGCAUAAAACCCUUACGGCCCUGGGUGCCAGUCCAGUGUUGGCAGAGCGCUGUAUGUGGGUCUGGAAGUCCAAUGACAGAAUGGAUGGAAAACACCCUCAAGUCAUUGGUGCAAUGGGUGGUCAUGUAGAUGACUUUCAUCGUCUUGGUGAUGGCAGUCCAGAGUGGAUUGAAGUCAAGGCCAAGGUGGACUCGGCCUAUAAAUGGGGCAUGAUCAAAAAGCGCAGCUACAGACACGCUGGCACCGACGUGUCGACGGAGACGGACGGCGAUGGCUUCCACAUCGAGAUUGACCAGUCCUACUACGUGGAAACCGUGCCGGACAUCGACAUCGAACCCGAACGGCUUCGAGAAAAUGGAGUGCUGAACUCCAGGGAGGUCGGAGCCUGCCGUGCCACCCUUGGAAGUCUUCAAUGGUUGGCAGUGUCUACGCAGCCCCAGCUAUGUGCCAGGUGCAAUAUCCUUCUGACGGAGGUGGUGACCAACGGCCAGCUAUCACAUGCCCGGGAAAUCCAGGACAUGCUUGGAGAAAUGAGACGCCAUGCUUUCCGACUCAAGUUCUACGCCUUCCCUACGGCAAAACACUGGUCUGAACUGGUUUUCAUCACGAUGGGAGACCAGGCUCAUUCAAACCGGCCCAAAGGCGACUCUACGGGCGGAAUGAUUUCUUUGGUGGCUGGCCCUGAAUGUCUUCAAGGCCGAGUUUGCAGAAUGUCCAUCCUGGCAUGGAAGACGUGGAAGCUACAACGGAAGGCUAUAUCUUCCAACGACGCAGAAGUGCAAGCGAUCCUGGAGUCUGAGGACCAGAACUUCAGACUACGUCUUGUCUGGACGGAGAUGCAUGGUGCGGGAAACCGCAGUGACCCUCGCGAGCCGCUUGUGAAAGCGGCAGAGACUCAGGCCAUGCAGGUCAAGGGCGUUCUUUGCACAGACUCCAGAGGCGGCUACGAUGCGGUGGAAGUCAAUGAAAGUCCUCUACUUGGGCUAAGCAACCUUCGAGCUGCUCUUCAAGCCUUUCAGCUACGUGAAAAUCUUCGUCGUGUUGGCUGUGAACUUCGCUGGAUGGCCUCGGACUACGAUCUUGGUGAUGCUCUGACUAAGAAGAAAAUGGAGGCCAGAUUGGGCCUCAUCAAGUUUCUGUCGACGUGGCUGUGGUCGAUUGCUUUUGAUCCCAGCUUUACGAGCGCCAAGAAGGCCAAAGCUCAAGGGCGGAGUGCUAUAAACACGAUUGAUGACUAUCUAGGAAAUGGCCCGGUAGAGCCCCUGCUUGCAAAUCCGUUCAUCGCUGAAGAAGUUUUGAGGCCGUGCAACAGGUCCGGUUGGUCAGCGAUGAUCGAUCUUGUACAUGCACACCUGUGA